CUACGAUUUAAAAAAAAACAACGAUGGGUGAAUUGGGCAACAAGAUUGGACUGGAUGAACUCUCCGGAGGCGCGAAGGGUAUUAGCAAAGCGUUGCUCGCUGAAUUUAUUGGUAAUUUGUUGCUGAAUUUGUUCGGAUGCGGAGCGUGUAUCAACAUCUCGCAAGGUGUGGACGCAGCGCCUGACAUCGUACUGAUAGCGCUCGCUUUCGGUCUAUCUGUCUUCGCCAUUGUUUCGGCUAUAGGACAUGUAUCAGGAGGUCACGUCAAUCCAGCUGUUACUGCUGGUAUGGCUGCCACUGGAAAAAUUAAACCUGUCCGUGGAAUCCUGUACGUGAUAGCUCAAUGCGCGGGCGCUGCCGCCGGUUCUGGACUUCUUAAGGCAUUUACCCCAGACGAGGUUGCUGGUAAACUUGGUGUUACGGGCCUCGGGAAGAAUGUGACGCAACUACAAGGAUUUGGAAUUGAGUUCUUCCUCGGAUUUGUCCUCGUGUUUGUCGUUUGUGGAGUUUGCGACCCGAACAAACCUGACAGCAAAGCUGCCGCCCCUCUCGCCAUCGGCCUGACGGUAACACUGGGACACUUGCUGGCGGUGGAUUACACUGGCUCCGCGAUGAACCCGGCUCGCUCCUUCGGCUCCGCACUGGUGGCUAGCGAAUGGGCUGAUCACUGGGUGUACUGGGCGGGCCCGGUGGCAGGUGGCGUGGCGGCGGCUCUGCUGUACGUACACGGCUUCUCAGCUCCGCCGACGGACGCUCCCUCCCCACGCUACCGACCCGUUGCCGCCGAUGAGAAGGAGCUGAAGCGUCUCGACGGCAAGAACGACGACAUGGCCUGAGAGCGAUGGCCGCGGCGUUGCCCGCGCGCCCCCUCGCCCCUCUCCGUCCCCCGCGACACCCGCCCGAUGCACGUCCAGCGAUACGUAUGAACAGUACCUUCAAAACGAGUGAUUAUUAAUCAAAAAUGUAAUCAUGAACAGUUUAAGAAUAAAAAUAUAUCAAUGAAUAUACAUUCGAACUUUAGUACUUAUUAUACAAAAAUACGGCUAGUAUCAUGUAUAAUUGCUAAGAUUUUUUGACAUAUGUUAUCUUACAGUAUAUCUGCAAGUAAAUUUUAAAUUAUACACAAAUGUCAAACCUUUUGUAUAACUACUUCUAUAAAAUACUUCUAUUAUAAAGCAAUCUCGAUCUAGGUUUAGUGUAAUCGCUAUGAGCGAAUAUUUGUGAUAAAAAUAUUUUUAUAUAAAUAAUUUAUACAAAAAUGUUUUUAUUUGAGUGCUCUUCGAAAUCGUUCAAAGUUAAAACUUUACUGCCACACUUAUUUCAUAAGUUACUUAAUUGAUAACACCUGGCUUGAAUUAUAUCACAAUUUUUUGGAAUUUGUAAUCAAAAUAUUUACCUUUGUGCGUGAGAAUCACUGUUACAAAAAUAUAUUAAAUUAAAUUGAAUACUAAAUUAUUCACUGUAAUUUAUAUUAGUAUUAAUUUUUUAUUUAUUAUAAAUUAUACAAAAAUAUCAAAACUUAAGCUUAAAUGAAUUUUAAAAUUUAACAUACAAGUUAUCAUUCAUUAUACAGUUUCUUGAAAAAUUUUAUUAUUGACUUUACAAUUAUUGUAAAUAGUUUGUUUGUUUAAUCCAAAAUUAAUGUUGUCAUUAAUUUUUUGUUUCUUUAAAAAAAAACAAAGAAUUGUUUUUUGUGUUCCACAGACACUGAAAACACCACCGAUGUCAUACGUACAUGUUUUUAUUAAAUUAAACCUAGUUAUAAAAUACUCUUGCAUGUAAUCAUUUAAACACUGCAUUAAGAUGAAGAAUUGUGUCAAUAAUUAUGUCCUAGAAUAAGUUGUAAUAAUUAUAUUAAUUAAUAAAUGUAUUUUACUUCA
Vanessa tameamea is the source of this 1880-nucleotide messenger RNA. It is a transcript of the gene Prip, whose product is annotated as aquaporin AQPAe.a. The coding region runs from base 24 to 836 and encodes 270 amino acids. The transcript has 7 exons. Lineage: Eukaryota; Metazoa; Arthropoda; Insecta; Lepidoptera; Nymphalidae. The record is from RefSeq and is a predicted model, not a curated record. Gene Ontology annotation, cellular component: plasma membrane. Gene Ontology annotation, molecular function: channel activity. Gene Ontology annotation, biological process: transmembrane transport.